Molecule: messenger RNA, 195 nt
Organism: Angiostrongylus costaricensis
Lineage: Eukaryota; Metazoa; Nematoda; Chromadorea; Rhabditida; Metastrongylidae
Source: the annotation of a GenBank genome assembly
AUGACGGCUUGCUAUGUGCUAAAGCCAGAACUCAAGGACGGAAACAAUGACGGUUGGUUGCAGAAAUGGAUGGAAGGCUCUGGCCUCAUGGCUCAUCGUGACUCAGAUGUGAAUAACAUCAAGACGAAACUUGAAUUCAAUGAUGAGAAUAGGAAACGGCUGAACGACAUCAUCGCUAACUAUACCGAGGGCUAA